This is a messenger RNA of Schistosoma margrebowiei, 1134 nucleotides long. The record is from the annotation of a GenBank genome assembly. Lineage: Eukaryota; Metazoa; Platyhelminthes; Trematoda; Strigeidida; Schistosomatidae.
AUGAACUGGCAUGGAUUCCUGCCAUCUGCGAGUGCCGGUAGCGGCACCGUCUGCAUCGCGUUAUCCAUGACUUUUUUCAGUGCGUUAGACCAUGUUUUACGAGGAGUAAAUCCUCCUAAGACUGUAGUUUGCAAAGGUUCACUCGCCAUAUGGAAGUGGCGCAAUAUGAUGAUUUCUUGGUUACAUGCCGUUUUAAUUGGAACAUGGGAUUUAUUAUGCUUUUAUUAUUAUCCUGAGUUGAUGAAUGAUCCAGUAGACCAUAUCGUACCUUUUACAUAUUACUUAGUGGCCGUUUCUACUGGUUACUUUCUUUAUGAUUUCUGGGAUAUGUUCACGCAGAGGCAAUUGUUCAAAAUGUGGGAAUUGACUUUGCAUCACGUUGCAGUUCUGAGUGCCUUUAUUUAUAAUGUACUGUCAGUUCGGUACAUAGCAUAUACAGUUAUCGCCCUACUUGCUGAAGUCAAUAGCAUAUUUCUUCACACUCGUAAAUUGAUGCAAAUGCACAAAGUUCCCUCAGUGAAUAUGUCUUAUCGGUUCAAUGCUGUUCUGAACCUAACUACAUUCGCAGGUUGUCGAGGAUUUGCACUGCUUCGUAUUUCAUACGGCAUGUAUAUGAACCCCGAAAAAAUGACACCGUUUUAUACUGUAUUGUUGGGGACAAUUCCUUGGAUUAUUUCUGUCUGCCAGAGACUGAUUAUGCAAGAUAUAACUCCUCUGUCUUACUUGCUAAUUGUAAAACAUGACAUUUACAAAAUACGUGGUUUUCUAUGCAAGGUUAAAUCCAGUGAAAAUUUAUUCAUCUCAAUAACAACUCGUGGAUCAGCACUCAAGAAAUCAUUAACUGUGAUAAAAAGUGAAUAUCAGGGGAUUGAAAACAUGAAAAUACUUACGAAUUAUUCUUCAUGAUCUAUGUUAAUGAUAAUUAUUUCAAGUGAAGAAAAAAGAAACUGGACGAAUACCUAUUCAUAUUACAGAUUAGAAUAGGAUUACAAUGAACUAUUGUAUGAAAAUAGAAUUAUAAGAAGUGGAAUUUCAAAUUGUUAUUAAAAACAAUCACUUGUUUAUAGAUAAAUGAAAGAAUGAAAAACUUUACAGAUUCAUAAAAAGGGAUUAUUGAUAGAAUAAAAUGAAAUU